AUGGCCAGUGCGACAAAUGCAACCAAUCCUGCGCCCCCUGUCCCCCAAAAUGGGGAACGAAACAAGAGAAGAGAAGUCUCUCCAUUGGAAGCCACUUCGUCCUGGGUCGUUGAUAUCAUUCGAGAAGCCGCAGAGAAGCCGAUAUAUGAGGAGCUGAAAAACGGCUUUCUCCAAGGCGAACCCGAUAUGGGCCGAGCGCGUGCUUUCUUCCAGGAAGUGAAUCAGAAGAUCCGGCAGGCCAAUCUACAACACAAUGUCGACGAGACGAGGGGUGAAAUACCCCCGCUUACUUACUUUAACCUCUACUCAUCCUAUAAACAGGCUCUGACCAAGGCAGAGCUUGAGCAGGAUUCUCAGGCUGCUUGGAAGGCGUACGACGAGACCCACAAAAAAUUCCAAGAUUUCAAUAAUGAACAUUAUCUACCCGCGGCCUGGAAUAUCACUUCACUGCUGGUCGAGAGGAAGUUCAGCCCCAGGAUUGUUGAAUCGAUCGAAACCAACAGCGAUGCUAGUGGUGGUGCCCCAGAUAUCCAGAAUGGUAAUAACACUGGUGGUGGUGCCCCAGAAACCCAGACUAGGAACAACACUGGUGGUGGUGUCCCAGAAACCCGGGAUGUGAACAUGAAUGACGAUGACGAUGAGAAUGAAAAUGGCGUUACCGAACUCGAGGAGCUUGAAGCCGUAGUGAAAGAGGAAUGGGCUACACCGGGAAGCCACGUGCUUUACUGGUGGAAGAAGGGCGUUGGAACGCAGGUCUUUGUCCGCUACGGAUCUGGUCCUAACGCGACAUACCGAAUCCGCGCGGGAUCCUCGGAAGCGUACGACCCUGAAACAGUGCCUCAGGUUCUCCAAUCCAGAAGCGAGCAGAGUGAGGCUGGGAAUUAUAUUACCGCCCGCGGGCGUGAGAAGCUACACGUCGAGACCCCCGAAGGCAGGAUAGUCGAGCGGUGGAAGUACGACCGUACCCACGUCCAGGGUAUCAUCGGAGUCGGCUGGAAAAUGAAAUAUGAUGAGGAGGAUGAAGAUGAUCUGGAACCUCUGGAGGCAAUAUUUCCUAGACGCUAUGUUACUUAUCCUCAAACACGGACCUUGAUCAAGUGGACAGAUGGAGCGGUCACUUUGGAAGACCGAGCAUUCGUCCGCCGUAUUACGAAAGGCUCAGCUCUCCAAGGGGAUAGAGUUAUCUACCAGAAAGCACUGGACCAAGAGACCCGUUACUGUAGAGCUGCAGGACUGCCACUUCCUGGCACAGCUACCGCUCAGGCAGAGGCGGAGGAGGCUGAAAGCGUUGACGACGAGGAGGACAUUGUGGCUCGUGGAGCAAGCAAUAGACGUUCAGCAACCAGCGAGGUCCGGUUUGCCGAGCCGCCUGCAGCUUCAACCCCCAGCAGAAGUGCCGGACCCACACCUAGCCACAGACAAUCUGCACCUCGUGAAGAUCCAAGAGAUGCCGAACUCCGUGAACUGCGUCGGCAAGUGGACCAAUUGCGGAGACAGGUUGCCAAGUCAAGAAGUCCUGGCAGCUACCCUGUCCGCCAAGUAAGAGAGGACAGCGGAUUCUACGACGGCCGCUCCAGCGUUUCCACACCUGAAGCACCACCUAGGAGGACCUGGGAGGACUAUGGAAGACGGGUUUCAGUCCGCCGACGCUAA
Messenger RNA from Aspergillus udagawae, 1653 nucleotides. RefSeq lists its product as uncharacterized. Lineage: Eukaryota; Fungi; Ascomycota; Eurotiomycetes; Eurotiales; Aspergillaceae. The transcript has a single exon. The coding region runs from base 1 to 1653 and encodes 550 amino acids. The record is from RefSeq and is a predicted model, not a curated record.